AUGAACCAGAAAGCGUCAGACCCGAAUCAGCCAAUCAGAUCGCCGUAUCAUCAUGGAGCCGGCACUGCCGGCAGCAACGGCUCCAGGCCAUCACCGCCGUUUCGCAACACCUUGACAGGCGGCGCAUCAUUCCAAGAAGCUGCUUUCCAUGAAGCUGCCUUCCAGGAAGCUGCCGCCUUCCGUGCAGCUGCUUUCCAGGAAGCUUCUGCUUUCAGGGCAGCUGCGUUCCAGGGAGCUGCUUUCCCAGCAGCGCCUCCCCGGGUAGGGCCACCCCGGGUAGCGCCUUCCCAAGUAAUGCCGCCCCAAUCAGUGUCCCCCCUAGCACCGCCGCCCCUGGCAGUGGCUUCUUCAGGCUUUCGGCCUUCCAUGGCGGCGGUGUCGCCACGUGGCAGUGCUUGGAACAGCUCUUCUUCGAUACCCCCCGAGCAGUUCAUCCGGUGGAGCAACCAGGUGCGCCCCUCCCUGUGCCGCCCACCUGAUCCUGUCAUGUGUAGAGAGGGUGUUUUUGAGACGUCUCAAAAACUCCCACCAGAGCAGUUCAUCCUGUGGAGCAACCAGGAGGACCGCAUUUUGCUGCAGCACGUGAUGCGCCACGGCACGCGCAACUGGGGUCUGCUGCAGCAUCUUCCGCCUCAAGCCACUCACUAUCACCCAUUCUCACCCAUUCUCACCCAUCACCACCCAUCAUCACUCCCUCAGGAGGACCGCAUAUUGCUACAGCACGUGAUGCGCCAUGGCACGCGCAACUGGGGGCUGCUGCAGCGGAGCCGAGAGCUGCCUCUCCGGGACAACAAGGCCUGCUGCAACCGCUUCAUCCUCCUUAAGAAGCGAUUCCUGGAGCAGCAACGCCUGCAAACCGCCACCACCGACACCGCCAACACCACCACCAACACCACAACAACCACCACCACCACUGCAGCUCCCGCCACGGAAACUGCUGACCCACGUAAGGACCCAAGGGCAUCUGCAGGGAAGGAACGGGACUCCGCUGCUGCUGCUGCUUCCUCCUCUGCACCAAAACGAAGCCCUUCCUCUGUGUCUCUUGCUGCUGCUGAGGCCUCUGCUGCUGCUGCUGCUGCUGCUGCUGCUGCGGCUGCUGCUGCGGUUGCUGACGCAGCUACCAUCUCAGAACAAGUGCAGGAUAUACAGAAGAAAGAGGGAAAAGAAGAGAAAGUAGAGGAGGGUCUGGUUCCUUCAUCCCACCUCUCUGCUUCGGCGCCUUCCAGCCCUGCUGCCGGACCUGCUGUACCUGCUGCUUCCGAACCUGCUAUUUCCAGGUCUGCUGCUUCCGAGCCUGCUUCUCCAAUCCUGCCCCGUGCGUAUUCUGUUGGAGGUGCCACGUCAGUCUUGCCCGACAGAAGUGCUGUCAAGAGAUUCGUGCGCGAUGGGGAUGGGAGAGGAGGAGAUGGAGGAGGUGGAGGAGGUGGAGGAGGUGAGGGAGGGGAAAGCGGGGAUGGGGUGACAGGUGCUCAGCAGAGUAGUUGGAACGAGCUUGGGGCAUGUGAGGAGGGGCGAGGAGGAGAAGGAAAGGAUAGUGGUGCGAUUGAGUGUGGUAAUAAGAAGUCCAGUGUGGGUAAGGAGGAUGGGACGGGAGGUGGUGUUGCAGCGAAUGGAGAGGGGAGUGGUGGUGGGAUGACUAAAGGGAAUGGAGGUGGUGAUGGUGGUGGAGGUGUGACUAAAGAGAAUGGUGAGGGAAGUAGUGGUGGAGGUGUGACUAUAGGCGAUAUGUUCAAGACACUGCUGCAUGCGAAUGCUCAGCACGUGGCUGCUGCCAUUCUGGAUUGGAAGGAUCGGGUGUGUGGUUCGGAUGACAGGCAUGUGCCGAACCUGGCUGCUGCGGUGAAGCUGAGGGAUGUGGGGCCAGUCGGCUCGGUGCAGCGCGGUUCGGUGCAACGUGGGCAGCAGCAGGGGCAGCCGCAGGGGCAGCAGGGGCAGCAGCAGGCGCAGCAGGGGCAGCAGGGGCAGCAGGGGAAGCAGGGGCAGCAGGUGCAGCAGCAGGCGCAGCAUCAGACGCAGCAAGGGCAGCAGAGGAAGCAGGGUCUUUCUCUACUGCCUCACCCCUUUGUCCCUCCUGCCGUCACCACCCCACCUGCUCCCGCCUCCCCAUCCCCCCCCCCUCACUCCUCCCCCCCUCUCUCUAUCCCCCCGCUCUCCACUUCCACGGUCCUCGCUCCCCCUCAGCCCUCUCACACUCCCGAUCGCAUGCCACGCCUCUCAUCACAAGAGUUUCCACUCAACUAUACAAACAUGGGCGAGGGUAGGUGGCCUGUGAGUAGGUUCGGUAUUGCCGAGCCUGUUGUCCGAACCGCUCGGCUAGGUUCGGUGUGGGACCCAGCAGCAGGCAUGGCAGGUGGACUGGCCACACACAAUCCAACGAAUCUGGUGAAUGCAGCAGGUUCGGGGAAUGCAACAGGCUCGGGGAACGCAACAGGCUCGGGGAAUGCCGGAGGCUCGGGGAAUGCAGCCAGUGUGAGAAAUGCAGGAGGGCUGCAGCACAGAGCUGCAGGUUCGGGGAAUGCGGUAAGGAGUGAGAGGGAGUGUGGAUCUGCAGGAUCAAAUAUGACUCCUCCAAAUCCCGCGGGACUCGCAACAACAGGGAGUCAUAUUCUUGUAGCGGAGACGCAUCAUCCCAUGCAGCAGAUGCUGUGGCGGCAACACUUGCAGAUGCAGAUGGAGCGACAGGCACAGGGCCAAGGAGUGACAGGGGGGGCAAUUCAACUGGGAGUGACAGGAAAAGGAGAGGCAGCAGCAGGUGCAACAGCAGCACCAGACGCACAGGCCAUGCAGCAGCAGCAACACCACCAGCACCAGCAGAAGCAGCAGCAGCAGCAGCUCCCGUCGUUACGGAGGUCCUUUUCACACUCACUCUCUCACACUUCCUCGCCCUCCUCACACACUCGCUUCUCCCACACCCACCCUAUCCACCAGGGCACACACACCACUACUCCUUCCCUGAACCCCUCCCUCAUCCCCUCCCUCACUCCGUCCCUCACUCCCUCCCUCACUCCCUUCUCAUCACAGCUCUGGCAGCAGACCCGCACUCCUCUCUACCCUCUCUCCCGCCCCUCCUCCUCCUCCUUCCGAGCCCCCCCUCCUCUCCUCCCCUCCCUCCCCCUCGCCUCCACUCAUCCCGCAUCCGAUCACACUCCGCAGAAUCACACUCCGUAUGGUCACCCUUUGUUCAGCCAAUUUCCUCCUAUUGGCUCACCCAAACCAAGCUCAUCUGCCAUUGGCUCGCCAGCUGUCGGCUCCUGCGGGCCCCCUCCCAUCUCCUCGCCCUCUGUUGCUGCUGCCACGUCAGCAUCUCAAUCUGCCGCUGCCACGUCAGCACCCGUAUCCACAGCUGCUGCUGCAAGGGAUACGCAAGAAGCUGGUGAGAAGGAGGAGGGCGGUGGGAGGGAGGAGGGCAGUGAGAGGGGUGCGAGAAGGGAGGAGGAGGUGGAGGGUGGGAAAAGGAGCACAAUGGACGUGAGGGGGGAGCUGGAAGGGGGUGUGAGUGUGGGGCAGUGGCAGGAGCGAGGGGGGAGCGAGGGGGGGAAGCAAGGGCAAGCCAGGGAUGCAGAGGAAGGGGUGAUGAUCGCGGGGGUGAUGGGAGGAGAUCACACCUCCCCCAUUCCUCCCUCUGCUUUGCUCGGUGUGUCAGAAGAUGACGUCAUCAGCCUGCUGGUUGCGGACUGGGCCGCGGAAGACGCUGACCUGGCCAUGCGUGCUGCUGAGCUGGCAGCAGCUGACGUGGCACCGCCGCCACCACCCAGUCACGGUGGAGUUAGGGAAAUGCAGCCACAAGAGAGUGGAAGGAUGGAGCAGAGAAGAAUGGUGGACAGCAGUAGACCUGCCACCGCCACUACCCCUUUAAUGAAUCCUGCCCCUCCUGCUUUUCUUGGCAAUUAA
Molecule: messenger RNA, 3891 nt
Organism: Closterium sp. Naga37s-1
Lineage: Eukaryota; Viridiplantae; Streptophyta; Zygnematophyceae; Desmidiales; Closteriaceae
Source: the annotation of a GenBank genome assembly